AAACGGAGAACCAUACGUUUAAGUUUCCACCAUUUCUUGAUUUUUCUUAUAACUUUCAAGAUGAUAUUUUUUGGUAGGGGGUCCCUUCAACUUGCCUGUGCACUUGUAAUUUUACUACAUACGGGAAGUGCUGUUGGAUUCAAUUCAACAUCCGCAGCUGCUACGGCAAGGUGCGUUAAGAGGGAAAGACAAGCACUUCUCAUGUCUAAACAAAGUUGUAAUUGCACCAAACCAGAAGUCCUUCUUCAGUUUGAGUCUGCACUCCGGAUUGACCUGCAAAGCCCCGAAGUUGACUUCGAGCUAUUUGAGCGGGAAAUUUUGGAUUUAUCCUUUACUUCGGUUAUAAAGGAAUUACCGUCGUAUAUCCGAGGUUGGACACCUCGGACCUACCCUUACAAAAGUCUAGUUGAUAAGCAUGGUGUGCUUUCCACAUGGGGAAGUGAAGAACGGAGAAAGGAUUGCUGCAGCUGGACAGGAGUUAAGUGUACCGACAAAACUGGGCACGUAAUUUGGCUUGAUCUUCAUGAUAAAUCUUUUAGUGGUACGCUAAAUCCUUCUUUGUUUGAAUUGCAGCAUUUAACUGUUUUGAACCUCAGUUGGAAUUAUAUUACUUCUAGCCGCAUUCCAAAGUCAAUCAGUUCACUCAAGCAAUUAAAAUAUCUUGACCUUUCCUUUAAUAGUUUAAGUGGAUCUCUUCCUAGUCUGCUUGGAAACCUUACAAUUCUGCGUUCCCUUGAUCUUCGUUUUAAUGAAUUUUACAAUGUUGAAAAUCUUGGGUGGCUCUUUCAUCUUUCUUCUUUGAAACACCUUGAUCUGAGUGGAAUUGACCUUAGUAAGGUUAAUAGCUGGCUGCAGGUGGUUAAUAAGCUUCCUCAUCUAACCAACCUAGAGCUCAAUUUGUGUAAUCUUCUAAAUGUCGUUCAACAACCUCUCCCCAUGAUCAAUACUUCUACUUCUCUUGCUGUCCUUGAUUUAUCAUCUAAUAACUUGAUUGCUCCACUGUUCCAAUGGCUUUUCAACUUUAGCAAUAUUCUUGUCCAUCUUGACCUAUUUGGAAAUCAGUUACAAGGUUUUAUUCCAGAAUCUUUUGGUAACAUGAUUUUCCUAGAAGAACUAUACCUCGGAAGUAAUCAAUUUGAAGGUGGGAUUCAAAUAUCCUUCGGCAAUUUGUGCAAAUUAAGGCUUUUGGACCUGUCCUCUAACAAUCUCAAAGCAAUGCUUCCUGAGGUCUUUGGUAACUUAUCCGGAUGUCUAGACCUUACCUUGGAGACUCUCAAUACACUAAAUGGGACUGCACCCAACUUCAUCGGACUCUUGUCCGAGCUUCAGGAAUUGUACAUCAGUGAAAAUUCUUUAAAUGGGGUGAUCACUGACGCACAUUUCUCAAAGCUCUCCAAGUUAAAAGGGUUGGCAAUGUCUUCUAAUUUUUUGAGCUUCAACAGUAGUCUUGACUGGAUUCCUUCUUUCCAGUUGGAUGACAUAUUUCUCAGUUCUUGCAAGUUAGGUCCAAAAUUUUCAAAAUGGUUACAGACUCAAAAAACCUUCUCGUCUCUUGAUAUCUCUAGUAACGGAAUUUCAGAUAGCAUUCCCAAGUGGUUUUGGGAAUUAUCUUCUAGAGUGAAUUAUUUAAAUAUUUCUUGCAACCACAUCUAUGGAAUUCUGCCAUAUUUGUCAAUGAAGUUUUCUGAUUAUGCUGGGAUAGAUUUUAGUCAAAAUAAGUUAGAGGGUCCAUUACCACUAUUCCCUGCUAAUAUCACGUCAUUAUUUCUCUCCAACAAUGGAUUUUCUGGGAAUAUUUCUUCUCUCUGUUCUACAUCCAGUAAGACCCUUGAGCUCCUUGAUAUUUCGUUCAAUCAACUGUCCGGAGAGCUUCCUGACUGCCUGCCGAGUUGGCCAAAUUUAAAGAUUCUAAGUUUGGGUCACAAUCAUUUAUUUGGGAAAAUUGCAAGCUCUACUGGAUCUCUUAACAAGCUUGAAACGUUUGGUUUGCGCAACAACAGCUUUUCUGGUGAAAUACCUUCGUCUUUAGGAGACUGCAAUCACUUGCAAUUUGUGGACUUGAGUCAUAACAAUUUCUCAGGACCAGUAGCAGACUGGAUUGGAGGAAGACUCGGCUAUCUAACCUACCUUCUGCUUGGAUCCAAUAAUUUCUACGGAGAUAUCUCCUUACGGCUAUGCCAACUGACAAAUAUUGUUGUACUAGACUUCUUUAACAACAGUCUGUCCGGAAGCAUACCAUGGUGCAUUCAUAAUAUGACUACCUUGACCAGAAAGGAGAAUUUAGACAGUGAUCACUCACAUUUAUUUAGAUCUAUAGGCAGGUAUUUCCUUAGUGAAGAUGUCUAUGUUGACAAAGCGAACAUUGUGUGGAAAGGAGAAGUAUAUGAAUUUGAAAAAAAUCUCAAGAAUUUGAGGCUUAUUGAUCUUUCAAGCAACAAAUUAAAUGGAGAAAUUCCACAGCAGAUAUGUAGUCUCUUUGAACUGGUGCAAUUGAAUUUAUCAAGAAAUCAAUUGACAGGAAGGAUUCCAGCAGAUAUAGGACAGAUGAGAAACUUAGAAUCACUUGAUCUGUCACAAAACCAACUUUCAGGCCAGCUUCCUUCAAGCAUGUCCCAGUUAAGUUUUCUCAACACCUUGAACCUGUCUAAUAACAACUUUUAUGGGAGAAUUCCAUCAAGCACGCAAUUGCAGAGCUUUUCUGCUUAUGCAUUUGAUGGUAAUUGUGCAUUAUGUGGGCCUCCGCUAACACCAAGAUGCCCAGAAGAUGAAAAACCGUUGGAUAGUGGUGGCAGAUAUAUCUGAGAUGACGAGAGUGAAUUAUGGAAAGGAUUUAAACCCAGUAUGCCACUUGGAAUGGCUUUUGGUUUUUUGGGAGUUCUGGCUUUAAAGUUGGAUCAUCCAUGGAAACAUGUCUGUAUCCUGCUGUUCAACUACAUGAAGAUCCACCCCAAUAACUUGAAGGACAACCUUUGUUGGAUAGUGGCAGCACUUGGUUUAGCGGUAAAAGGGAAUGCUACCAGAUUACGAAGAAAGUUGAGGUUUUAAAACCCAUCACUCUUUUUGGACUACUGUGGAGAAGUGGGUAUAUAUGUAUUAAGUUUGUUUAUGCUAUCUUGUUGAUUAAGAGCAUUACUUCCUUGAAUAACAAAUCACCUUUGACUGUUUUUCUCCAGGUUCAAAAUGUGUGUCAAGGCUUCAGCCUUCAAGGACUCAACUUCUCUGUUGAAUUGAGAUUCCAGCGUUCAUUUUCUGCCCUCGCAAAAUUCCACAUCUGGCUUCCUUUCUGAGUAGAAGUGUAUUUCAUUUUUUCAACAUGUGUGUUAUGUUGUGGCCUGAACUGUCUUGUGUUGUAUUAGCUUUCAUCCACACUUGUGUUGUACGGUAUAUUUAUGUUUUCCUUAAAGGGCAAUAAUUCAAUAAAAAACAGCUAUGCAA
Messenger RNA from Rubroshorea leprosula, 3435 nucleotides. NCBI's taxonomy places the organism in Eukaryota, Viridiplantae, Streptophyta, Magnoliopsida, Malvales, Dipterocarpaceae. The record is from the annotation of a GenBank genome assembly.